AAAAUUAAUGUUUCGCCAGGCAGUAGAAAAAAGUAAGACUUGGAUAGAAGAUAAAAAUGACAACCCGUCUAUCACCUACAUCGAGCUAUACCAGGAACUUGAAUCAGCGACUACUUCAUUGUUGGAUGUAGCCUCACAAAUUCUAAAUGAAAAUCAAGAACACUUAGAAUUAGAAGAAGGAACUCCUUGUUUAUCCCAGUCUAAACCACACACUACAGCAACAGAACAACGCGACCAAAGAAUUUUAAAACAAAAAGUUCAAGAAGAAUCUGAAGUAUUGAGUCGACUUGAGCAGAUAGAGACAACCAUUUCUUCUCUACAAGACGUCAGUCGACUUGAGCAGAUAGAGACAGACAUGUCUUCUCUACAAGACGUCAGUCGACUUGAGCAGAUAGAGACAGCCAUAUCUUCUCUACAAGACGCCAAUGACAAGUUUACAGAUGACAUAUCAGAAAUAAAACAAUGGAGAGACAACUUUGUAACAGAACAGAGUGAUAUGGGGGUAAACAUUGAACAACUGACUAAAAAACAAAAGCAGAAUUUUAAAAACCUCAGAAAACAAAUGAAUGAACAAGAUAACAAAAUAAAGGAGCUGAACAAAGAAAUUGAAAUUUUAAAAGAAAAAGAAUCCAAGUCAAACAACACACUAGAGAAAAUCUCUGUAGAAAUGAAAGAACAUAAAAUCAAAUUGGACAAAAUAAGUAAAGAGUUGCAAGAUCACACAAAUAAAACAGACUGUAUAGCAUUAGAAAUCAACCCUUUAUCUACUGACGGUACUUAUAAGUACCACUUUAAUUAAGCGCCUGUACUAUUUUUAAUUUAAGACGAAUUUUAAAAAUUAUUGAUGUAAUUGAUAGUAUGAUCUCCCUUGAG
Messenger RNA from Physella acuta, 873 nucleotides. RefSeq names its product putative leucine-rich repeat-containing protein DDB_G0290503. NCBI's taxonomy places the organism in Eukaryota, Metazoa, Mollusca, Gastropoda, Physidae. The record is from RefSeq and is a predicted model, not a curated record.